This is a messenger RNA of Kickxella alabastrina, 1409 nucleotides long. RefSeq names its product TLC domain-containing protein. Gene Ontology annotation, biological process: ceramide biosynthetic process. Gene Ontology annotation, molecular function: sphingosine N-acyltransferase activity. The record is from RefSeq and is a predicted model, not a curated record. Gene Ontology annotation, cellular component: membrane. NCBI's taxonomy places the organism in Eukaryota, Fungi, Kickxellomycota, Kickxellomycetes, Kickxellales, Kickxellaceae. Bases 276 to 1409 code for a protein of 377 amino acids. The transcript has 4 exons.
AAAAAAACCCCGAAAAAUUCAAAAUUCAAAAAUUCAAAAAUCAAAACAUGAAACUUCCGCAUUCAUUUGUUAUUGGUCGAAAUUUCUCCCUCUUUUCUUCCCUCACGCUUCUUUCACUUCACUUCUUUUUUUUUUAUUCUUCAAGCUCGACGUGUCACUUACUCUUAUUUUCUUUUAUCUUCUUUAUCUCUCGAACCCUCUUUAUUUUCUCUUUUUUAUUAUAAUUCCAAACACUUUUUAAUCAGCAAAAAACUGAAACAUAAGUCUCAACGCAAAUGACAAUGGUGGAGCAGCGGUCCAAGCCGCAGUCUUUCAUCAAAGAAAAGGCGGCCAAGUUGGAAGAGAAGAAGAAGAACGUUUCACUGCUUCGCAAGGGCUGCCACUGGGUUGUCGAUAACCAAAUAGGUCUGUCGUUGGCGCUUUUGGCAGUGAUUCACGGCCACGACUAUUUCCUUGCUAAGGGAACCUCGCCGUUUGUGCACCUACAGCACAAGAUUGUGGAUGACGACCAGGGGCGGUACAACCGCGGCCGCAGGGACGUAUAUUACAUUCUGCACUGGGUUGUGGCAUUCACCCUGGUGCGCGCAACGGUAAUGUACAAGAUGCUCGAGCCAUUCAUCAAGUGGUACGGCGUGCGGUCCCAGCACAAAAUCAUGCGAUUCGGCGAGCAGGGCUGGCUGACCAUCUACUACAUCUUCUCCUUUGCGACCGGGAUCUAUGUGAUGGCGCAGGGCCCGCACUGGAUGAAUACGAUGCAGUACUGGACGGACUAUCCGGAGGGCCACAAGCAGAUGACACCGUUGAUGAAGUCCUAUUACUUGAUUCAGAUGGGCUUCUGGUUCCAGCAGAUAUUCGUGAUUCUGAUCGAGGAGCGGCGCAAGGAUUUUUUCGUCAUGUUCAUGCACCAUAUUGUCACGUGCAACCUCAUGGGCUGGUCGCUGUUCACCAACUACGUGCGCGUGGGUAACGCGGUUCUCUGCUGCAUGGAUUUCUCGGACAUUUUCUUGUCGGGCACCAAGUGCAUCCGGUACAUGGGAUUUAAGAAGCUGACCAACGUAUCCUUUGUUGUGUUUAUCCUGUCAUGGGUGUACACGCGCCACUACCUGUACAUGAAGAUUAUGUACAGCGUCUACUUUGAGUCCCAGGCGCAGCUGGACGACCAUAUGUGGGAGCCAGAGAACCUGAUUGCUUACCGCUCAGUUUGCUAUAGCGCUAUGGAGGAUACCCGUAGUGGCAGCGAGGGGGGCAGCGAUGAUGAGAACGAUGGCUCGUCGAAUGGAAAGCCCAAUAAGAGCAAGGGCGCAAGACAAAGAAGGCUAAGCAAACCCUUCAGGAUAGCAAGAAGAAGAACUAAGAGGAAAUACUGCCUUCGUUUUUCUGUUUUCGGCGUAGCUGCUACCCACCACUAG